Molecule: messenger RNA, 882 nt
Organism: Acanthosepion pharaonis
Lineage: Eukaryota; Metazoa; Mollusca; Cephalopoda; Sepiida; Sepiidae
Source: the annotation of a GenBank genome assembly
AUGUGUCUUUUUUAUUCUUUUCUUUCCUGUCUUUCUUUCUUUCUUUCUUUCUUUCUUUCUUUCUUUCUUUCUUUCUUUCUUUUUUUCUUUCUUUAUCGUUCAAUCGAAAACAUGUCAUUUUUUUUUUCUUCCACUGAUCAAAUAUAUCCAGUCAGGCGCUUAACCAUCUUUUCUUUUCUUUCAUUCUUUCUUUCUUUCAUUCUUUCUUUCUUUAAAUCUGUGUUGGUUUUUUCUUUUCUUUCUCCUUUCUUCCUUUCUUUUUUCUCCCUUCUAUCCUUACUGUCUUUCUUUCUUUCUUCUUCCCUUCUUUCUUUCUUUCUUUCUUUCUUUCUUUCUUUCUUUCUUUCUUUCUUUCUUUCUUUCUCCCUCCUUCUUUCCUGCUUUGCUUUGCUUUAUUUAUUUAUUUCCUGCUUAGCCCUUUCUUUUCUUUGUUUAUUCUUUUAUUUCUUUUCCUUUCUUUCUUCCUUGCUUUCCUUCAUUUUUCUUUUACUUUCUUUCUGUAGUUCUUUCUUUCUUCCUUCCUGCCAUUCUAUCUUUUUUCUUUCUUUCUUUUUCUUUCUUUCUUCCUUUCUUUCUUUCUUUCUUUCUUUCUUUAUUUAUUUCGUGAUUAGCCCAUUCUUUUCUUUCUUUCUUUUAUAUCUUUUUCUUUCUUCCCUCCUUCCUUUUCUUCAUCUUUCUUUUUCUUUCUUUCAUUUUUUCUUUCUUCCUUCCUUCCUUUCAUUCAUUCAUUCAUUCAUUCUUUCUUUCCUUCUUUCUAUAUCACUUUAUUUUUAUAUUUUCUUUCAAGUCCUUCAUUAUAUAUUUUCAUUCUUCCUUUCUGUUGUGUAUUUCUAUUUAUUCUUAUUGCACUCUCUUUUUGACUUCCUUCCCUUCGUUUUUUGA